This is a messenger RNA of Exophiala aquamarina CBS 119918, 1353 nucleotides long. RefSeq names its product nicotinate phosphoribosyltransferase. Gene Ontology annotation, biological process: NAD+ biosynthetic process. Lineage: Eukaryota; Fungi; Ascomycota; Eurotiomycetes; Chaetothyriales; Herpotrichiellaceae. The record is from RefSeq and is a predicted model, not a curated record. The transcript has a single exon. Gene Ontology annotation, molecular function: nicotinate phosphoribosyltransferase activity. The coding region runs from base 1 to 1353 and encodes 450 amino acids.
AUGUCCAACUCGAAGACGCCUGAGGGCAUCUUCUCCUUUCUUGAUACUGAUUUGUACAAGCUGACAAUGCAAUGUGCGGUACUCAAAUACUUUCCUACCGUCGAGGUCGAAUACAAAUUUACCAAUCGAACACCACAGAUGAGAUUGAACAAACUCGCCUUUGCGUGGUUGCAGCAACAGGUCAAGAAGCUGGGGAACAUCACAUUGGCGCAGCAAGAGUUGGAGUUUCUGAGGAAACACUGCCCGUUUCUGAGCCCCAAAUACCUGAGUUUCUUGCAGACUUUUCAACUGCGGCCUGCAGAGCAUGUGGAACUCAAAUUCAGGCCGGUGGAUGAACUCUAUGGAGAUCUGGAUAUAAUGACGAAGGGACUGUGGGUAGAGACCAUCCUGUACGAGAUCCCCUUGCUUGCAUUGACAAGCGAGGCAUACUUCAAGUUUGUGGAUCAAGACUGGGAUCACGAAGGACAAGAAGACAAUGCGUAUGCAAAAGGCAUUGAGCUGCUCAAGGCGGGCUGCCUGCUGUCAGAAUUUGGCUCUCGCAGAAGGAGGGAUUUUCAGACACAAGAUCUGGUGAUCAAAGGGUUGGUGAGGGCAUCAGCAGAAAAGGGUCUGCCUGGAAAGUUGACGGGCACUAGUAAUGUCUACUUUGCCAUGCGUCAUGGGAUUGCUCCAGUUGGGACCGUUGCCCAUGAAUGGUUCAUGGGGAUCGCUGCACUUACUGGGGACUAUGAGAAUGCGAACGUACAAGGCCUCAAUUACUGGCUGGAGUGCUAUGGCAAAGGUGUGCUAGGAAUUGCGCUGACAGACACCUUUGGCACAGUGGAUUUCUUUCGAGCUUUCAACACACCGAUACCGAAGAAGAUGUGGCCAUCACACGACGACAAGUCGGAGAAGCCGGGUGAUACAUCUUCUGUGUCCAAACAACCCACUUAUGCGGAGGUCUUUACAGGGAUCAGACAGGACUCUGGUGAUCCAAAGGAAUACGUUAAGGUUGCAGGCGAUUUCUAUAACUCCAUAGGGAUCAGUGGGAAAACGAUAGUCUUUUCAGAUUCUUUGGACGUUGAGAAAUGCUUGGAGUACAAGAAAGUGGCGGAGACAUAUGGAUUCAAACCAGCAUUUGGGGUGGGAACCUUUUUCACCAACGACUUUAAACUUAAGUCAGACUCGCAGACCAAGUCGAAGCCACUGAACAUUGUGAUCAAGUUGUCCAAAGCAGGCGGAAACCCGGCCAUCAAGAUAUCAGACAACAUUGGUAAAAAUACAGGAGACGCCGACACAGUUGAGGAUGUCAAACGUCGGCUGGGCUACCUGGAGAAGCAGUGGAGUGCAGGCGAUGAAGCAAAGCGAUGGUGA